AUGGAUCUUGAGGUCCAAAUUGAUCAAUUCAACUCCUCAGCUCUCACCAACUCCACCGAGUGCCCGUCCAUCGAUGAUUUCAGGAACCAGGUGUACUCCACGGUCUACUCCCUCAUCACCGUGUUUGCCUUUCUCGCCAACGGUUUGGCGCUGAUCAUUUUGACCCGGACUUAUCAGAAGAGCUCUCCGUUCCACAUCUACAUGCUGAACCUGGCUGUGUCGGACAUCCUCUGUGUCUGCACCCUGCCUUUACGCAUAUCGUACUACGUCAACAAAGGCCAGUGGAAUUACGGAGACUUUCUUUGUCGAUUCAGCUCCUACUCCCUGUACGUCAACCUCUACUGCAGCAUCUACUUCAUGGCCGUGAUGUCGGUGACACGAUUCUUGGCCAUAGUCUUCCCGGUGAAGAAUAUUAGCUGGGUUACGGUUAAGCGAUGCCGUCUGGUUUGUUUCGCUGUGUGGGUUUUGAUUUGCCUCUUGUCCAUUCCUUUCCUCAUGUCCGGCGAGAAGUUCGAUUCCUUAACCAACAAAACCAAAUGCUUUGAACCUCCAAUUAAGGUGAAAAACAUCGCCAGUCUUGUUAGGUUAAAUUACCUCUCCCUCGCCGUAGGCUUCCUGUUACCAUUUCUGGCCAUUUUAAUUUGCUACGUUGUUUGCUUCACGCCGUACCACGUCCAGCGCACAAUCCACCUGCACUUCCUGGCCCGGACCAACGCUUCCUGCGAGGAGAAGGUGGCCAUGCAGAAGUAUGUGGUGGUCACGCUGUGUCUGGCUGCGUCCAACUCCUGCUUCGACCCCAUGCUCUACUUCUUUUCGGGAGAGGGCUUCAAGAGUCGGAUAACGUCUUUCAAGCAAUCUUUCAAGAGCAAAAGGCACAAGGAGCAACAGUCCACAGACCAGAAGGAGCAACAGUCCACAGACCAGAAGGAGCAACAGUCCACAGACCAGGAGGAGAUACAGUCCACAGACCAGGAGGAGCAACAGUCCACAGACCAGAAGGAGCAACAGUCCACAGACCAGAAGGAGCAACAGUUCACAGACCAGGAGGAGAUACAGUCCACAGACCAGAAGGAGCAACAGUCCACAGACCAGAAGGAGCAACAGUCCACAGACCAGAAGGAGCAACAGUCCACAGACCAGGAGGAGCAACAGUCCACAGACCAGAAGGAGCAACAGUUCACAGACCAGAAGGAGCAACAGUCCACAGACCUCUCUAAUUGUCCAACUAUUCACACCAAAGUAGCAUCCUUAUUCAUACUGUACAGGUCAUAA
Messenger RNA from Knipowitschia caucasica, 1272 nucleotides. NCBI's taxonomy places the organism in Eukaryota, Metazoa, Chordata, Actinopteri, Gobiiformes, Gobiidae. The record is from the annotation of a GenBank genome assembly.